Misgurnus anguillicaudatus (oriental weatherfish) is the source of this 5016-nucleotide messenger RNA. NCBI's taxonomy places the organism in Eukaryota, Metazoa, Chordata, Actinopteri, Cypriniformes, Cobitidae. The record is from RefSeq and is a predicted model, not a curated record.
CAUCUCAAAUGUGUUUUGUCACCCAAGUUUAUUAAUAUGAACUAUUUACUGUUUUCAUUUUAGAUAUGAUGGAAGUGAAAGAGGAGAGUCAAGCUGAAGUGGAUGAGAAACAUCAGAUUGUAAAAAUAAACCAUAAUGUUUCACAGAAAGAAACUCUGAAGACAGAAGACAUAAAGUGUGAAAAUAGUUUCAGAGAAGAUAAACGCCCUGCAGAUCACAAGAGGACUCACAGUGAGGAGAAACCUUUCACAUGUCAACAAUGUGGAAAGAGUUUCAGAACAAAUGCUCACCUUAAAACACACAUGAGGAUUCACACUGGAGAGAAACCUUACACAUGUCAACAAUGUGAAAAGAGUUUCACUUCUCAAUCGAACCUUAUCCGGCACAGGAAAGCUCACAGGGGGCAAAAGCCACAUGCGUGCCAGCAUUGUGACAAGAGUUUCCCAGAUAGAAGUCAACUUAAGAGACACAUGAUGUCUCACACUGGAGAGAAACCUUACACAUGUCGACAGUGUGGAAAGAGUUUUAUAACCGCAGGUGAACUUAAGCAACACAUGAGGACUCACACUGGAGAGAAACCAUUUACGUGCCAUCAGUGUGUAAACAGUUUCACCUUUCAAACAAGCUUUAUCCGGCACAUGAAAGCUCACAGUGGGGAAAAGCCACAUGCGUGCCAUCAUUGUGGAAAGAGUUUCCCAUUUACAAGUGAACUUAAGAUACACAUGAUGAUUCACACUGGAGAGAAACCACACGUGUGCCAACAGUGUGGAAAGAGUUUUGCAACUGCAGGAUUCCUUAACAGACAUUUGAAAAUUCACACCAGAGAGAAACCUUACACUUGUCAACAGUGUGGAAAGAGUUUCAUCUUUCCAUCUGACCUUAACCGCCACAUGAAAACUCACAGUGGGGAAAAGCUGCACACAUGCCAUCACUGUGACAAGAGUUUCCCAGAUACAAAUAAACUUAAGAUACACAUGCGGUCUCACACUGGAGAAAAACCACAUGUGUGCCAUCAAUGUGGAAAGAGUUUUAUAACUGCAGGUCAACUUAAGAUACACACGAGGUCUCACACCGGAGAGAAACCUUACACUUGUCAACACUGUGGAAAGAGUUUCUCGAUUGAAAGUAAUCUUAAGGUACAUGCAAGGAUUCACACUGGAGAGAAACCGUUUACAUGCCAUGAGUGUAAAAAGAGUUUCAAAACAAAAGCUGCCCUUAACACACACAUGAGAAUCCACACUCGAUAUAUGAUGGGAAUAAACACAGAUCAUCUACUUGAACUGAAUGAAGUGGAUGAGAAACAUCAGAUUGUAAAAAUAAACUAUAAUAUUUCACAGAAAGAAACUCUGAAGACAGAAGACAUAAAGUGUGAAAAUAGUUUCAGAGAAGAUGAACGCCCUGCAGAUCACAAGAGGACUCGCAGAAAAGAGAACCCUUACACUUGUCAACAAUGUGGAAAGAUUUUUAGAAGAAAAGAUAACCUUAACAAACAUGUGAGGGUUCACACUGGAGAGAAACCUUUCACAUGUCAAAAGUGUGGAAAGAGUUUCAGAACAAAAUCUAACCUUAAUGCACACACGAGGAUUCACACUGGAGAGAAACCAUUUGUGUGCCACCAUUGUGAAAAGAGUUUUGUAACUGCAGGUGAACUUAAGAUACACACAAGGAUUCACACUGGAGAGAAACCUUACACUUGUCAUCAAUGUGGAAAGAGUUUCUCUGUUGAAAGUAACCUUAAGAUGCACACAAGAAUUCACACUGGAGAGAGACCUUACAGAUGCCAUGAGUGUAAAAAGAGUUUUAUAACUGCAUGUGAACUUAAGCAACACAUGAUGUCUCACACUGGAGAAAAACCUUACACAUGUCAACAGUGUGGAAAGAGUUUCAGAACAAAUCCUAAACUUAAAGCACACAUGAGGAUUCACACUGGAGAGAAACCACACGUGUGCCAUCAGUGUGGAAAGAGUUUUGUAACUGCAGGUGAACUUAAGAUACACAUGAUGUCUCACACUGGAGAGAAACCACAUGUGUGCCAUCAGUGUGGAAAGAGUUUUGCAACUGCAGGUCAACUUAAGCAACACAUGAGGAUUCACACAGGAGAGAAACCACAUGUGUGCCAUCAGUGUGGAAAGAGUUUCUCUUUUGAAGGAAACCUUAAGAUACACACAAGAAUUCACACUGGAGAGAAACCUUACACAUGUCAACAGUGUGGAAAGAGUUUCUCUGUUGAAGGAAACCUUAAGAUUCAUACAAGAACUCACACUGGAGAGAGACCUUACAAAUGCCAUGAGUGUGAAAAGAGUUUCAAAACAAAAGCUACCCUUAACACACACAUGAGAAUCCACACUCGAUAGAAACCAUUCAUGUGUCAACAGUGUGGAUAUGGGAACAACAUUUAGAAAUCAGCUGAGGUCUUAUUAAUAAAACUGUCUGGAGGAUCUUUACUAAAUGUCUACAUGCGCACAAAAGGUCAAGAUGUCUGUACUUGUGGAUUUGUGAAAUGUCAUCAGUCACGACCCAAGUACUGUUCCAAUUCCAAGUUUGCAUGAAGCCAAGUUCAAAAAACAUUCCCUGAUGUGUUCUUGAUUCACUCAUUUGAUCGAGGAUACAUCAGGAGGUGACUUGUGUGGACUUGUAUCAGCCAAGUUUUCCAGAACUUCAAAUCUGUGGUCAGUUGGUAAAGAUAUUUAAAUUUCCUCUGACAAUUUAUGAUUUUUGAGUUCAAGUUGAUCAGCGGGUUGCCAGUGUCGUGUACACCGCCGAGGGCAGAUUCAUCUCUGCAAAUCAUUCUGAAAUGUGCCGCUGUCUCAGUGCAGCUGCUCUACCCUUCAGUGUCUGAUGGUCAAACAUGAAAUAUUCCCUUUGGAUAUAUCUAACUGGCAUUUUUCUGUCUCUUUAUUAUUCAUAUAAAGUUUUGAAUUGUAAGUAAUACAUUUGUUGUUAUCGUUUUAACUGAUGUUAAAGUUAAGUUUCAUAACUUAAAUCACAUAUAUUUUCUAUAGAAUCUUAACACUGAAUCAUUGCAUUUGUACUUUAACUAGAUUUUUUUACUUGUGUUUACUUCAUGUUGUACAAACAUUUUGUAGUAAAUUGAGGGCCAGCUGUAUAUGCUUAUAGCACCAUGUAGUGGACAUUCAAUAACAUGUUUCUUGAGAUGGUAAUUAAGUCAGGCAUUAUUACUGGCCUUUAAUAGGACCCAGCUAAGGAACUCUGAUGAUGUCAUUUUCAGUUGAGCCACAUGUGACAUGUUGAUAUGGAAGGAUGUUGUGCUGGUGACAACCUGAUUGCAUCUACAUGGUUAUUUGCAUCAUCUUGUUGAUUUCAUGUUGUGUUUGCAUUUUAUAUCUUUAUACUUUGGAAAUAGAGUUAAGUUGUACUUAUAGUAUUGCUGCAGCACACCGUGUGCACAUGAUAACUUCUAUAGAGACAUAUUACUAAACUAAAUGUUUAUUGGUUCUAUUGUUAAACUUAAUUGAUAGUUUAAGUGUUUAUUAUUUGUAAUUGUAUUACAUGCAUAUGUUUACACAGUAUUAUUUGUUUCUUUAAACUAGAACCAUACACACCUGUUCUGAUCAACAUAAGAUAUGCAAGACAUGAAGAUUAAACUGUUCAAUUUCUAUAAAGAGUGGUAUGUGAGUGUGUGUGCACAUCUCAUCAAAAGGACAAAUAAUCGUAAAUGUUCUAACCGAGCAUUCUUUGGUGGUUGCAAACGGGUAGUAAUCAGCACAAAAGUGACUGUAUUACAUUUAGAUGUUAUAAUCUGUAACAAUUUUGUACUUUUAUAAUAAACAUGUGUGUGGUCUGGUUGGGGUGAGAUUUUGGCAUUUUCUUGUGGUGUUGUGUAUUGCGCCAAAUAGUAUGCCAUACAGAACCGUUUGCCAAUGAACCUGCAUUAACGACGACAAUGGGGCUUCUGGCCUUAGUCAAACGGGUUGGCGUGUAUUUGGUCAGGUUGUGGUGAGAUUGUGGCGUUAGAGAUUGAAGUUAGGUCAUGUCAUGUCAAGGGUUUAUGCACUGAGUUACAAGAGAGACCUUGAUUACUCAAUUGACCAUCCCACAGAGUCUCAUCUGUGCCUCAAGUAUGCCUUAAGGAAUAUCAAGACCUAUAGACCGUUUCAGCAGUAACAACAUAAACAAGCGGCUGUCGCGGUCCGCAUGAACUUCCGGUAAACUCCGCUAAGAAUAAAUAACAACAAAGUUCUUUAAACAUAGUUUAUUUAUAUAACAAGCAAAAAAACAACACAUAGAUUACCUAGAAAACCAAAACAUUUGUUAUUUUCGAAGAGGCAUUUGUUCAAGGGAUCCGUUUAGCAACUAGUCAUACAAUUAAAAAAACGAAACCGGAUGUAAGGUUCGGAUCCAGACGUGUAUCACGUGCGUCCGAUGAAACCGUCUAUACAACAGAUCUAUGACAAGCACCUAUAUACAGAUGGUUCUAUAGAUCCUGCCUCUACAAGAACUGUUUCUGCAGUGAAUAUCCCUACAUUUCAAUAUAAUAUCAGCAAAGGAAUAACUGAUAAUGUGUCUGUGUAUACAGCAGAACUUAUUGCCAUUCUGGUAGCACUUCAUUAGGUGGACGAUGUAAAACCAAGGUUAGCAGUCAUCUGUUCUGAUUCAUAUGCAGCACUUUCAAGCCUUGCAAGUGGACUAAAAUCAACUAGAUAUUAACUAAAGGUAUUAUAUAUGAUAUUCUUGCAAGUUUAUUGAGAAAUAGUAAUACAAGUCUUAUUAUGUUUCUGUGGGUCCCUGCUUAUCUGUGAGUGCCGGCUAAUGAAUUGGUUGACAAACUAGCUAAGCAAGCUUUAAAUCAUGCAGUUGUUGACAUACAAGUGGCUCUUAGUAAAAAAGAGGUCACUUGUAAUAAAGAGCAAGAAGCAUGAAAUAUUGAUAGCAAGAGCAGACAUCUUAAUAGCAUUUAUCUACAUGUUGGAAAUGGAAGAAGUGCAUUUAAGAACAAAAAAAGAAGAUAUUAUAAUUUCACGUCUUCGAAUCAGACAUUCUGGACUAAAUAAUUCC